This is a messenger RNA of Candidula unifasciata, 416 nucleotides long. NCBI's taxonomy places the organism in Eukaryota, Metazoa, Mollusca, Gastropoda, Stylommatophora, Geomitridae. The record is from the annotation of a GenBank genome assembly.
UUGUUAUUCAAUCUUCUGGUGGAUUGUCCAAGGACGAGAUUGAGAAUAUGGUUAGAAAUGCUGAGUUACAUGCUGAAGAAGACAAGAAGAAGAAGGAGAUGAUAGAAGUUGUCAACCAGGCAGAUGGUAUCAUUCACGACACUGAAACCAAAAUGGAAGAAUUCAAAGAUCAGCUGCCUAAGGAAGAGUGUGACAAGCUGAGAGAGAAAAUUGCUGCUGUCAGAGAUGUGAUUGCAAAUAAGGACAGCAAGACAGCAGAGGAAAUUAGACAGCAAACAUCUGACUUGCAGCAGGCAUCACUGAAAUUGUUUGAGAUGGCUUAUAAGAAGAUGGCCGCAGACAGAGAGAGUGGAAGUGGAGGAAGUUCCAAGGCACAGGAAAGUGGCACUGAUGACAAGAAAGAGGAUAAGAAUUGA